GUUGCCGCUACGCAAUGUCAACCAAAGUGGCCAUUCCGUUUGGCUCGGGCGGAUGAAUGUCAAUCGAAUUGGCGCGCUCACGUACGUACUUGCCGUCUCUCUUCUUUCCCAGGGGCCGCCGCCGCGGCCGCGGACGCAGAGGCCUCCGAGAAGCAGGCCGUCGCCGAGGUCGCCGUCGACGGACCGGCGGCGACAGCCUCGAGCAGGCUGCGGACGAGGGCCGCCUUCUGGAUCCUCGGGCUGUGCAACAACUAUGGCUACGUGGUGAUGAUAUCCGCCGCGUACGACAUCCUCGACAAGAACUUCGGGCUGGCGGAGGCCGUGCCAGUGCCCGGGCCGCGACACUGCAACCUCCUCUCGACGGGUGCCAUCCUCCUCGCCGACAUCCUGCCCAGCCUGGUCGUCAAGUCCCUCUCGCCGUUCAUGCCGCUCUGGAUAAACCUGCGGCUCUCCCUGGUCGUGGCCUACAGCGUGGUCGGCUUCACCCUGGUGGCGCUGGCGGGCGAGCUGUGGGUGGCUCUGCUCGGGGUGGCCGUCAUGUCCGCGGCGCAGGGGCUGGGCGAGGCGACGCUGCUCUCCUACACCGCCUUCUUCAAGGACAAGAGCGUCAUCGCCAUGUGGUCGUCCGGGACGGGCGCCGCCGGCGUGCUGGGCUCCGUCUCGUACCUCGGGCUGUCGUCGCUGUUCAGCCCGCGGGACUCGAUCCUGUUCAUGAACGUGGCCCCUGCGGCCACCGUGUUAGCCUUUUGGGGGCUGCUCGUGCGCCCGCGUAUCGACGCCAAGGACGAGCAGCACGACGCCAAGGAGAAGGUCAAGGACGGCGUCCCCAUGUUCGCAUCCACCGCGUCCUUCACCGACAAGCUGGGCGACAUCCCGCCGCUCCUCAAGUACAUCUGUCCCCUGUUCGCCGUCUACUUGUUCGAGUACUUCAUCAACCAGGGCUUGUACGAGCUGAUCCGGUACGACGUGGAGGGGCUGUCGCCGGCGCAGCAGUACAAGAUGUUCCAGGCGCUGUACCAGAUCGGCGUGUUCGUGUCCAGGUCCUCGGGCGGCUACAUGCCCAUCGACCGCAUGUGGAUCCUGGCCAUGCUCCAGGCCGCCAACGUGGUGUACUUCACGCUCGAGGCGAUCUACCAGUUCUCCGGGUCGGUGUGGGUCGUCGCGGUGCUGGUGGUGUGGGAGGGGCUGCUGGGCGGCGCCGCCUACGUCAGGACCUUCUUCUGCAUCUCCAACAAGGUGGAGCCCGAGAAGAGGGAGUUCUCCAUGGCGAUCUCCUCGGUCGCGGACGCGCUCGGCAUCUCGGCCGCCGGGCUGCUCGCCAUCCCCGCGCACAACCUGCUGUGCGCGCUGCCCUUGGCCGGCGCCGGCCUGCGGCUCAGUCGGUGAGGCGCGCGAGGUGCGUGCUUCCGUGAGAAACGCGUGCCAGCGCAGCUAGCGCCGCCCGGGCCCGGCCGACGGUGCAGCGUGAAGUGCGGCGCAAGUGAUACCGCUAGGCCUACGGCAGCUGGCCUGCCUCACGGCCGCUCGUUUACAUACGUACUCUGUGAGAGACGCCAAGUGACAUGCACCGGCGCUGGCUAUCGCUGGAGCUGCCGCUGACCCCAUACUCGGACGGCGCGCGCCGUACCUGCUGGACCCAGGUGCAGCACGGGCGCGCGCCGCCGGCGCACAGAGCGCCGGGCCGGUAGGCAGCCCAACCGGCACCACCGCGGCGCGGGCUACAGACUAGUGAUACGAGAGAGUGUCGAUGUGUGGGGGUGUGUGUG
Molecule: messenger RNA, 1766 nt
Organism: Frankliniella occidentalis (western flower thrips)
Lineage: Eukaryota; Metazoa; Arthropoda; Insecta; Thysanoptera; Thripidae
Product: battenin-like
Exons: 6
Biological process (GO): lysosome organization; regulation of intracellular pH
Cellular component (GO): membrane; lysosome
Source: RefSeq, a predicted model, not a curated record